This is a messenger RNA of Cicer arietinum (chickpea), 2378 nucleotides long. Its product is annotated as pentatricopeptide repeat-containing protein At1g74900, mitochondrial. The record is from RefSeq and is a predicted model, not a curated record. Lineage: Eukaryota; Viridiplantae; Streptophyta; Magnoliopsida; Fabales; Fabaceae. Gene Ontology annotation, molecular function: protein binding. Gene Ontology annotation, cellular component: chloroplast. Gene Ontology annotation, biological process: chloroplast-nucleus signaling pathway; mitochondria-nucleus signaling pathway.
UCAAUCUAAAACACACAUCACUCAUUGGUGAUUGUUCAUCCUAGCUUCAAAAUUUAUUCAAAUAUAUAAAAAAAUACUAUAGGAAUGCAACAUUCGAAAUUUUUUCAACUGGGGAUAGGGGAUGAGCAACUCGCUCAACCUUUUACCUCGGUAGUGGCUGAAACACACACCUCCCAAGAGCCCAAUUAUACCAUAACCUAGUCAAAGACUUAAAGACCCCUAAAAUAGGUCCAUGAGUGUGACAAGAACAAUACAAAAAAAAAGAGACCGAAAAAUGUGAAAAUCAUCAAGAUGUUGAGACAAUUAUCACUGAUUAAACAAGCUCAACCAACCUGGAACACUUACCUUCUCUACCAACUAAAACCCCCAUUUUAUCUUCCAAGAAACACCCUCACCACCGUAAUCCAAUCUCCAUCAUCCUCCGAAGACGCCACCAUAGCAAAACUCGUCCUCGAAUCAGAUCCAACUUCCCUCUCCGAAACCCUAACAAACCUCAAUUUCCAAUGGACCCCACAUCUAGUCAACAACGUUCUCAAGCGCCUUUGGAACCACGGACCCAAAGCCCUCCAAUUCUUCAAACACCUCGAACGCCACCCAACUUACAUUCACUCCACUUCCGCCUUCGAACACGCAAUCGACAUCUCGGCCCGAUUGCGUGACUACAACACCGCAUGGGCCUUAGUGGACCGUAUGCGGACCCUCCGUCUCGGCCCAACUCCACGAACCUUCGCAAUCCUCUCUGAAAGAUACGCAACCGGCGGAAAAGCCCACCGGGCCGUGAAAGUGUUUCUGUCUAUGCAUGAACACGGUUGUAACCAGGAUUUGAAUUCAUUCAACACGAUCCUCGAUGUUCUUUGUAAAACAAAACGCGUUGAGAUGGCGCAUAAUUUGUUCAAAACAUUCAAAGGUAGGUUCAAAUGUGAUAGUGUUAGUUAUAAUAUAAUGGCGAAUGGUUGGUGUUUGAUGAAGCGAACGCCGAUGGCGUUGCAGGUUAUGAAGGAGAUGGUGGAGAGGGGAAUUACGCCGACGAUGGUUACUUAUAAUACAUUGCUUAAAGGGUAUUUUAGGUCUCAUCAAUUGAAUGAAGCUUGGGAUUUUUUUUUGGAGAUGAAGAAGAGGAAGUGUGAAAUUGAUGUUGUUACUUAUACUACAAUGGUUCAUGGGUUUGGUGUUGCUGGUGAGGUUAAGAGAUCGAAGAGGGUUUUCGAUGCGAUGGUUAAAGAGGGUUUGAUUCCUUCAGUUGCUACUUAUAAUGCUUUGAUUCAGGUUUUGUGUAAGAAGGAUAAUGUGCAGAAUGCUUUGUUGGUUUUUGAGGAGAUGGUGGGGAAAGGUUAUGUUCCUAAUUUGACUACUUACAAUGUUGUUAUAAGAGGUUUGUGUCAUUCGGGUGAAAUGGAGAAAGCUUUGGAGUUUAUGGAGAGAAUGGAGGAACAUGGAUGUAGGCCAAGUGUUCAGACAUACAAUGUUGUGAUUCGUUAUUUUUGUGAUGAUGGGGAGCUUGAAAAGGGUUUUGGGUUGUUUGAAAAGAUGGGGAAUGGGACUUGUUUGCCUAAUUUGGAUACCUAUAAUAUUUUGAUUAGUGCUAUGUUUGUGAGGAAGAAAUCAGAGGACUUGGUGGUGGCUGGGAAAUUGUUGAUCGAGAUGGUUGGUAGAGGGUUCUUACCGCGUAAGUUUACUUUUAAUCGGGUGUUAAAUGGACUUGUUCUUACCGGGAAUCGAGAUUUUGCUAAUGAGAUAUUAAGAAUGCAAAGCAGGUGUGGCCGCAUUCUUCGCCAUGUGAAAUUAUGAUAACAUUUGGGUGUGGUUCCUGAGAACACCCAUUUCUGUUUCUGUUGUCUUCCCCUGCAUUCUGCAGAUUAUGAACUGGUUUUAGGCUCGGUAAUGACUUCACAAGUUUGAGAACAAAAACGAGUCUUUGAUGGGGAAAAUGAACCUGUGGGUGAUGCAAGUUCCACAGGGGGAACAAAGAAUACUACUGGCUUGAAGUAAAUUAUUUUCUUCCAGACUGGUGUCUCAUUUUUGGCACAACAAUUUGUUUGGCAUUUGGUCAUGCAGUUUAAUAACUGAGGGUUGAGAACUCCCUAAUUCACUGCUGUUCAAUGAGAAAGUGCACAUGGUAAACUUUUAGCAAGUGUAUGUCAACAAAGGAACAUGGUUGGAGAGCUUCAAAUCAUCUUUAUACUUGCUAGUAGUUUUUAUAGGAUACUCCUAACUUCUUUCAGUGGUUGUAAGCUGUGACUUGAUGCUUAUCAGUUCAGCUAGCACUGUAAAAUAUCAUUGUAUUUUUAAAUCCUGAACAAACUAUUUUUUGAAGUCUCACUGGUUUUAGGAUUAUUGAGAAACUGAGGAGUUCCUCGUGGCUUCUGCCCUUUCAGUAA